Messenger RNA from Carassius auratus (goldfish), 1362 nucleotides. Its product is annotated as cytosolic 5'-nucleotidase 1A. Gene Ontology annotation, biological process: nucleotide metabolic process; adenosine metabolic process. The transcript has 7 exons. Gene Ontology annotation, molecular function: magnesium ion binding; nucleotide binding; 5'-nucleotidase activity. The coding region runs from base 105 to 572 and encodes 155 amino acids. Gene Ontology annotation, cellular component: cytosol; cytoplasm. The record is from RefSeq and is a predicted model, not a curated record. Lineage: Eukaryota; Metazoa; Chordata; Actinopteri; Cypriniformes; Cyprinidae.
AUUAUCAGACAAGUCAACAGACAAUUGUAAGACAGAGAUAACGUCAGUCAAGCACUGAAAGGAGUAAAAUCAAGAAUCAAACAAGUCCAUCCUCUGAGCUCAAAAUGGCACCAUUCACCAUUGCAGUUUCAUCGUGUGCAUUAUUUAGACAAGAUAAUUCCCCAGGAGUUGCUUUUCCAUUAAUCAAGGCACUUAAGAUGGUGAAUCAACGUUUGAGGGAGAUGGAUCCAGCCGUUGAGGAGCCGUUUAAAAUAGUGGUGAUAGCUACGUUUACCAACAUGGAUGACCUCAAAAAGAGAAUUGACCACUAUAAUCUAAAAAUUGAGAUUGUGGGAUUGAAAAAAACCAUCCUAGAACACCUGAAGGCGAUCAAGCCUGUUCUCUUCCUUUCCAAAAACGAACAGAAUGUGAGAGAGGCCAUCGGUGCAGGAUACGGAGCAGCCACUAUGAUCCAGACAGAUUACGAUGAGUACAGUGAUGAAGAGUUACGUGUGGCCUUUGAUGGUGAUGGAGUCCUGUUUUCAGAUGAGUCAGAGAAAGUCACCGCAGAGAAAGGUCUAGAGGCUUUUUAACAAAAUGAGCGUGAUAAUGAGGCCACACCUUUGGCACUGGGUCCUUUAAGUGAGUUUUUUAAAGCUUUGGAAGGUCUCCAGAAGAGACACCAAAAGAUUCCAAUUCGUACUUACUUGGUAACAUCACGCGGCACAUCAAGUCCUGGAAUCAGAGCCCUAAAGACUCUUCAGGAGAACAAACUGGAGAUAAAUGAGGCAUUCUUUCUGAGUGGUGCCCCUAAAGGGCCUGUGCUGAAAGCAAUCAAUCCUCACAUAUUCUUUGAUGACCAGAUGACACAUGAAGUAGCCCUUCAAAAUGGGGUAAUUUGUGCUCAUGUACCUUAUGGUGUGAAGAAUAAGUGAGAAUAAAGCCUAAUCUUACAUAUAAAAGGGUGAAACUAUAUUUUCUUCCGCAUUAUAGUUUAAAAUGUCAGGAAAGCUACAUUUGGUAAUUAUUUUCUGUCUUGUUUCUUAAGGCUUAAAGUGUAAAUUAAAUUAAGGCAAAUGCUGAUUUUAUGGUAUUGUUGAGCUGGUGAUUAUAUUUUAAUGUAGAAACUGAUCAAUAAAUCAUUACAUAAAUGUAUUUGUCUUUGUUCUGGUUUCUCACUAUUAUUUAAUAGAUGAAGACAUUAUAUUUUCUCUGCAUAUCUCCCUCUCUCUUUUUUUUUUUUUUUUUUUUGUCCUUCUUGAUAACACACCAGAAACUAUAAAUAUACUAUAAAUGCUCUCAAAGACAAUGAUGUGGAAUUCAAAUGGAUAAAUAAAUGACAACAAAUACUUCCAUAGCUUUACAAAAACCAAUGGUUACAUG